Sorex araneus (European shrew) is the source of this 4677-nucleotide messenger RNA. It is a transcript of the gene SEC23IP, whose product is annotated as SEC23 interacting protein. Gene Ontology annotation, molecular function: metal ion binding; protein binding. The record is from RefSeq and is a predicted model, not a curated record. Gene Ontology annotation, biological process: endoplasmic reticulum to Golgi vesicle-mediated transport. Lineage: Eukaryota; Metazoa; Chordata; Mammalia; Eulipotyphla; Soricidae. The transcript is spliced from 19 exons. Bases 67 to 3057 code for a protein of 996 amino acids. Gene Ontology annotation, cellular component: COPII-coated ER to Golgi transport vesicle.
CCGACUUCCGGCCGGCGGGGCUGCACCGGCUCCUGGUAGACGUGUAACGGACGGUGGGCUGCGGCCAUGGCCGAGAGGAAGUCCAACGGCGGCGCCGCCGCCUCCUCGGCGGGCACGAACUUGCUCUUCUCCUCGUCGGCCACGGAGUUCAGCUUCAGCGUCCCCUUCAUCCCGGUCACGCAGGCCUCCCCCGUGCCGGCCUCCUUGCUCUUGCCCGGAGAUGACUCGGCGGAGGUGGGCGAGGAGGACAGCUUCCUGGGCCAGACGGCGGCCCCCGCGGCGGCCCCGCAGACCUUCAGCUACUUCUCUCAGGCAUCAAGCAGUAGUGAUCCCUUCGGGAGCCUCGGCCCGUCGCCGCUGACCACCGCCGCCGGACAGCCCGCCUUCUCCAGGCCGCCCUCGGCCCUGCCCUUCCCCGCGGCCACCCCGGACCCCGCCGGCGCCUUCGCGACCGCCGGCCCCGGGGCCCCGUUCGGCGCCGCGUCCCCGGCCCCCCUGGGCGCCAGUGCGUACCCGCCUGCCCAGCCCAGCAGCCUGCCCCCGGCCCUCAGCAGCCCCCCGCAGGGCGCGCCCCCGCAGGGCUACAACCCCUACCGCCACACGCCCGUCAGCAGCAGGGCCAACCCCUACCUCGCCCCGCCGCAGCUGCAGCAGAGCCAGGCCCCCGCCGCGCCCCUCCAGCCGCCCCCCGCGGGGGGACCCCCGGCGCACAUGUACCAGAUGCCGCCUGGGUCUGUGCCCCCGGUUCCUGCGGCUGUGCAGCCGGGCCUGCCCCCUCCGACGCCGCAGCAGGCCCUUGCCCGGCUGACGGGCCCCUCCGGGCAGCCGCCGCCCCCUUUCCUCCCCCAGAACCAGUAUGAACCCGUCCGGCCCCACUGGUUCUUCUGCAAAGAGGUGGAGCACAGGCAGCUGUGGCUGCCUUUCAGCGCGCUGGACUCGCGGACCCUCGAGGAGACCUAUAAUUCAGUCCAGCCGGACCCCGAGAGCGUGGUCCUGGGCACCGACGGAGGCCGCUACGACGUUCACCUCUAUGACCGCAUGCGGAAGGCCGUGUACUGGGAGGAGGAGCCCACCGAGGUGCGCCGCUGCACCUGGUUUUACAAAGGCGACACGGACAGCAGGUUCAUCCCCUAUACGGAGGACUUCAGCGAGAAGCUCGAGGCCGAGUAUAAAAAGGCUGUGAGCACCAACCAGUGGCAUCGCAGGCUGGAGUUCCCCAGCGGAGAGACCAUCGUGAUGCACAACCCGAAGGUCAUCGUCCAGUUCCAGCCGUCGUCGGUGCCAGACGAGUGGGGGACGACGCAGGACGGGCAGACGCGGCCCCGAGUGGUGAAGCGCGGCAUCGACGACGACCUGGACGAGAUUCCCGACGGGGAGCGGCCUCAGGUGGACCACCUGGUCUUCAUGGUGCACGGCAUCGGGCCCGUGUGCGACCUGCGCUUCCGGAGCAUCGUCGAGUGCGUGGAUGAUUUUAGGGUGGUUUCUCUCAAAUUGCUGCAGACGCAUUUCAAGAGCGCGGUGGAUGCGCAGCGCGUGAGCCGGGUGGAGGUGCUGCCGGUGCACUGGCACAGCGCCCUGGGCGGGGACGCCACGGGCGUGGACAGGAAUAUCAAGAAAAUCACCUUACCAAGCGUUGGCCGCUUUCGUCACUUCACCAACGAAACCUUGCUGGAUAUUUUGUUUUACAACAGCCCCACCUACUGCCAGGCCAUCGUGGAGAAAGUGGGGCUGGAGCUGAACCGUCUGCACGCCCUCUUCCUGAGCCGGAACCCCGACUUCAGAGGCGGGGUGUCUGUUGCGGGGCACAGUUUAGGUUCUUUAAUACUGUUUGAUAUCCUGUCCAAUCAAAAAGAUUUGAAUUUUUCUAAGUCUCCUGGGCCGCUAACGAUUGCUAAUGGCGUUGUGAAGCAGCCGAAUUUUCAGGAAAAGCAGGUACCUGAAGAGCCAAAGUUGAAUUUGGAUGAGUCCUGUGACCUUGAGGUUGAAAAUGAAGACGCCGUCACCUUGCAGGAGGCCCUGGAAACACUCAGCCUCUCUGAGUACACCAGCACAUUCGAGAAGGAAAAGAUCGACAUGGAGUCCCUGCUCAUGUGUACCGUGGAUGACCUGAAGGAAAUGGGAAUACCCCUGGGCCCCAGAAAGAAGAUCUCGAACUUUGUGAAGCAUAAAGCCGCCAAACUGGAGCAGAGAAAGAUGGCGUCGGAGAAGAAGGCUGCAGUGGCCGCUGCCACCCCAGGACCAGAAGGAAGUGCUCCGAAAGGCGACGGAGCGGCCGCGGAGCCCGGCGAGUCCAAGAGGAGGCUGCCCGUCGGCGUCUGCGUGUCCUCCUCGCACGUCCACUACGAGUCCUUUGAGGUUGGCACGGGGCAGGUUUCUGUUGUUUAUAACUCGUUGGACUUUGAGCCAGAGAAUUUCUUUGCCUUGGGGUCCCCCAUUGGUGUGCUUCUCACCGUUCGAGGAGUGGAUCGGAUAGACGAGAACUACAGGCUUCCGACGUGUAAAGGCUUCUUCAAUAUUUACCACCCACUUGACCCGGUGGCAUAUAGAUUAGAGCCCAUGAUUGUUCCUGAUUUGGACCUCAAAGCAGUCCUCAUUCCACAUCACAAAGGCAGAAAAAGGCUUCAUUUAGAGCUGAAAGAAAGCCUCUCGCGUAUGGGCUCUGAUCUGAAGCAGGGUUUUAUUAGCUCUCUGAAAAGUGCUUGGCAGACGUUAAACGAGUUUGCGCGUGCCCACACCUCUUCCGCUCAGCUGCAGGAAGAGCUGGAGAAGGUGGCCAACCAAAUCAAAGAGGAGGAGGAGAAGCAAGUAGUUGAAGAGAAGAUUGUUGACAGUCCCGACUCGCUCAGGGACGAGGACUACCUGGGGAAGGUCGGGAUGCUCAACGGCGGCCGGCGCAUCGACUACGUGCUCCAGGAGAAGCCGAUCGAGAGCUUCAACGAGUAUCUCUUCGCUCUUCAGAGUCACCUGUGCUACUGGGAAUCAGAAGAUACCGCCUUGCUAUUACUGAAGGAAAUUUACCGAACCAUGAACAUCAGCCCUGAGCAGCCCCAGCACUGAGUGGCGCCCCUCACCAAAGGCCCAGACGACAGCACAGUUCCGAGAAGAUCCUCCCAGAUGUCCCCCGUGUGCUCUGUGGCCGGGAGCAGAGCGGGCUUCCCGGCUAGCUGCUCGCCGACGGUCCCUGCUGGCGGCGUUCAUCAGACGCCGGCACACAGGGCCACGACAAGGAGACUUCGAAGAGCAGCCACUACCACAUUUGGACAGUCUAGCGGGAAAACGCAAUUCUGAAAAUGAUGAAGUGAACGAUUCCUUGGAUGAGUUUAGUUCUUCAGUUGUCAAAGUACCAUGGAAUAUCAAUGAAUACCUGUAGCAUGCAAAUGGUUGUUUCUGUCUCUUAAGAGCUAAGAGCUCUUGUUGAUGGGCUAUUAAACUUGCAUAUAUUUUUUAUUAAUGUAGUACGUUCCUUUAUUCAAGUAUGGACUUCUGGCUAGAUUGAUUGUUUUGUUUUGUUUUGGGGCCACACCUGGCAGUGCUCAGGGGUUACUCCUUGCUCUGUGCUCAGAAAUUACUCCUGGCAGAGCUCAAGGGACCAUGUGGGGUCCUGGGGAUUGAACCUGGAUUGGCCAUGUGCAAGGUGUACACUACCUGCUGUCCUUUCGCUCUGGCCCCUGGUUUUUGUAAACGUGUCUGUUCUACAUUCAACGUGAAUUGUUGCGCUGCUACAGUGUGGGACAUUUGUAUGUGUUAAGAGGAGACCCGGCGGUCGCUUGAAGAGGUGGGAUAUAAGCUCAUAGGACACCACCAGGCUACCUGAGAGCACCUACCGGAGGAGGGCGGCAUGCUCCCCACUUCCCAGAGCCCGGGGAGCCCUCCUGCCAUGCAGGGGGUGAGCAGGAGAGGAGGGCGGCAAGAGCUUCCUCGUUGCUGCUGGAGGCAGCUGUGAUGGUCCACGCAGACGCUCACUUAACUACGAGAACCAAAGUAGAGAUCUUUGUUCGUCUUUUGCUUUGUAUUGUUUUUACUUAUACCAAAGUGUUUGAAAGUAUGAGCCCCGUGCUCCUAGACUAUAAAUCUACUUCAUGGACAGACUGUUGUGUAAUAUUUCACUUUUGUCUUACUCUAACUUCAAAUGAUCUAAAUAUUUUCCUAAUACUGCAGGAGAAUACUGAUUUCAUUCUUUUGUUAUGCAGUAGAAACAUUUUGCACAUUUUGUACAUAGUUCUCAUGGAACAGAAUUUUUAGAAAAAACAAAACAAAACAAAAUAGGAUACACCUUUUCUUGUGUAUGUAUCCUGAUCAGUGUGAAUAAACAGUGAUUUAUCAAUGCACUUUUGUAAGCAGCAAACUCCUGCCUUGCUUGUGUUCAAAAGUAUUCCGGUGAUCUGUGUGGGCUUACUUUUGUUGUGACUUGCAUUCUCUAGUUAAUCGUGACAGCAGCAUUGCUCCUGACACUAGCGUGAGGACUGCUGGGUUUUGGAGGUUCGCUCCCCUGCUGGCAGCUGAGGACCCCGCUCUCCCAGCCUGCGGGGCACAGACCAGGCGGUGCUUCUGACUCCUCUCGCCUUCAUUCCCUACACCCAGAUGGUCGCUGCUCUCUCUCCUUCCUUCCCUAGACGACCAGCUAAAGAAAAAAUGAGAACUGUUUAUGUCUAUUUUAAUAAAAUCCAACUUGGAUCU